Messenger RNA from Mya arenaria, 3195 nucleotides. RefSeq names its product guanylate-binding protein 1-like. Gene Ontology annotation, molecular function: GTPase activity; GTP binding. The record is from RefSeq and is a predicted model, not a curated record. The coding region runs from base 624 to 2222 and encodes 532 amino acids. NCBI's taxonomy places the organism in Eukaryota, Metazoa, Mollusca, Bivalvia, Myida, Myidae. The transcript has 8 exons.
AUGGAUUUAUGUCCCGUAUCCGUCCCGGAAAUGUGGUGGUAGUUCAAAUUACCUAUAGCUUUCGUUUUAUAUUUUAGAUAUGGUUUAAAGUGGCAAAAAUAAGUAUUAUUGUCUAAAUGUCUACAUAAAGGUCGCAUUAAACAAGGAAACCACUGAGGGUUCGGACGUAUUCAAUCUGAUUUAACAUAAGUUAACGGAAAAUUGGCUGGUUCCAUUGGAUAUAUAUAAAAUCAAAAUAGGACACUGUUUGGAAUGCUAUAAUUAGUGAAGCGACUGACAAUUGUCACAAGUAACGUUCUUAUCUUUUGUUCAGGAGGUAUUGAACCUCAUUUAUGUUAGAUAAUUAAUAUUGGAGAACACAAAGGUUUGUAUUUAUUAUCGGGGGCUUUGUUAACGAUCGUGUCUGCGGGUGUUUAUCUGAUCAAUAACGCAUUUUGAAAAGAUCGAUCAGUCUUCAAUUAAACCCGAGAUGUAUUUGUGAGGACGACUUGGCUAACACUGCGCUUAUUUGAUAUCCGGUUGCGAUGAUCAUAAGUUACUGAACGAAAAGAAAAUAUUUUGUUUUAGGAGAGUCGUUCACUGUUGGGCACUCAGUAAAGGCACAGACCCAAGGAAUAUGGAUCAUGUGCAGGCCUCAUCCGACUCAAGAAGGAAAGAUCAUUGUUUUUCUCGAUACGGAAGGAAUCGAUGAUCCAGAAAAGGUUGAAAUUCAAGAAGACACUUGGAUAUUCCUUAUUGCAACGUUGCUGUGCAAUGUCCUCGUCUACAAUACAAAAGGCGUCUUUGAUGCAUCACACAUCAGCAAGUUCAAAUUUCUUAAAGUGGUUCAAAAUAACGUGACGGUUGCAAAAGGUGCAAGUGAGGACGACAGUUUUCUUGAUUUCUUCUUUCCAAAUUUCGUUCUCGUUUUACGAGACUUUACACUGAUUUCGGAAACAUCUUCUGAGGAAAUACUUGAAAAUCGAUUAGUGUACAAGACGGGGAAAUCGGAGAGUAUAAAAGAUUACAACGAACCUAGGCGCCUUAUUCGAAGAUAUUUCAAGAAAAGAACAUGCUUUGAAAUCCCAAUCCCAUGCACAAAGCCCGAACAAUUGGAAUCAAUGCCGGAUUCUAAGAUUGACAAAGACUUUUUGCAACGAAUGAGCGACUUGCACCAAUACCUUUGUGAAUGUAGCCCAAAAAAACUCAUAUCAGGAAAGCCGUUAAACGGAAGAAUGCUGAGAACAAUGAUAAUAAGCUACAUGAAUUCCGUGCAGGAAAACACGGCACCGUGUUUAAACGAUGCUAUGAAACUGAUGGCAGAAGAGGAAAAUCAGUUUGCUGUAAGCAAAGCGUCAGAAUGCUACCAAGAAGAAAUGAAGAAAAGGAUUAACAUACACAUGCCAAAUGAGAAAGGGCUUGAGAGAUAUCACAAUGAUUGCAUGCAUGUUGCUGUCAAGAAAUUAAAAGAAUUAGUUGUGUUAGAUGACGGAGAUAUAUUUCACAGAAGAGCGACAGAAUGUUUCGAAGACAAUUUGCAACAAUUCAAAUCAAUCAUAGAUAGAGACUCCCUUGCCAAAUGCAAAAGGUCUUUAGACAAGCUUGAUAUGAAAAUUCAACUGAAAAUCAGAGAGAACAAGUAUGCUCAUUCGCAUGGUUACAGCGAAUACAUUGAAGACAUCAAUACACUUGUUGAUGAAUUCACAAAACAAGAACGCUAUCUUGGAUCAAAGACAAGAGCUGCCUUGCAGGGAUAUAUGGAUGCAAAGGUCGAAGAAGAGCAACUCGUAUACGAAAUGGUUAAGGACAAAAUUGAUGCUGAAGCUGAACGUCAGUUACAUCGGCUUUCAAGUGGAUCAGUCCCGAUUCCAAAGAAAUUUGCAAAUGUUACAGAAGGGGAACAGCCAGCUGAACAGAAGGCACGAGAAUCUAUUAAAAAGUUAGAAAAUGAUGGGCUUAUGAGUAUUGGAUCACAAUACUUUCAGAACCUGGAACUGAAAUUACAAGAAAUAGAGCAGGCUAAAGCCGAGUUGUCAGAAGACAACACAUACUACAAACAACUUGUAGCAGAGUACGACAUCUGGAAUAAUAUUUACAAACAGGCGCAAUUCGCGAAGAAUCAAAACACAUCGAAGUCGAUCAAAAAGCCAAAAGAUGUGGAAAUACGACCGGAAAGAAGCUGUGAUGAUAAGGAACCAAGACUGAAAAAAUCUUCAGAAAACCCAAAAUGUCCAAUUCUUUAAAAACAAACCAACCUCUCACACACAUGUCAUUAUGACAUUACUAUAUAAAGUGAACCUGUUAUAAGACAUUGUUUAACCCUAAUUGUCUACGGAAUUGAAAACUAUUAUUUAAAUCACAAAAUACUUCAGUGGUUACUAAUAUUAAAAUUUGAUUGUUAUUCUUUAAGUAAGGGACAAAUAAUUUGAUUACGGUUUUAUGAAUUUCGUUUCGUUGGGUUUUUAUUUAUACAAUGUGUAGUUCCUAUCCGCUUCUAUAUUAUUAACAAUUGUGAACAUUAUUUACACUCUAAUUGAACUAUAAUCGGAAGUUUUAACACCCUUAAUAUAUACAACAAAGGUGUGUGUGAUUCCGGUUGUUUUUCAACUUUUAAGCUUUUUGGUAACAGUGUGUGCGAUUUAUUCGAAAAAAGUGUACAUGUGCUUUUGUUUAAAACGGUAUAAUGAUUUGAAAAACAGUAUGUGCAAAACAGUACGUGUUUUUGUAAGUAGUUGUUAUUUGCUUUUUUGUUAAAAGCAUUUUUUUAGCAAAAUGGUGUAUGUGCAAAAUGAUUUGUUCUUAUGACGCACAACGGUAUAUGUGCAAAACGGUAUGUUCUUUUGUCGCAAAAUGCUAUGUUCGGCACAUUGAUAUUGUACAUUUCGCUUUAGCUCAUUUCUUGACAUGUUUUCUAUAGUUUUAUCUUGUUUUCAGAAUAAUUAUAUUCAGAAAUAUAAUAGUAAAUAGAAUAACAUAAUAUCCUUCUUUGUUUUAUUGAUAGCCUGCAUUAAAGGUUAUGUAACUUUGAACAUGACAUAAAUGAAUGCUUGUUUUGAUAUUCGUACGAACUUUUUUCGAAAACAAAUGUAAAAUGUGACAUAACGGAACUUUUCUUACAUGCGUACACUAUGACAUAGCAUUGUUUGGUUUCCAUUAAAUAUACUUCAUUAUAAGUGUACAUAACAUACAAGAAAGGAAUAAAGUGUACUUAAAUAC